Molecule: messenger RNA, 2012 nt
Organism: Mollisia scopiformis
Lineage: Eukaryota; Fungi; Ascomycota; Leotiomycetes; Helotiales; Mollisiaceae
Product: amino acid transporter
Exons: 7
Coding region: 372-1967 (531 amino acids)
Biological process (GO): transmembrane transport
Cellular component (GO): membrane
Molecular function (GO): transmembrane transporter activity
Source: RefSeq, a predicted model, not a curated record
GUGUGGCUUUCUCUUGUCAUUUUAUCUCAACUCCUCGUUUGAACGUGCUGUCUGGAUUGGACGGGCAAGAAUACGCCCGCAUUAUCUGCAAGUUGGAGGCUGGCAAGGGUCCAGUCUGCAGACAUCAUGAUUGGAAUUUCUUUCUUUUGAGUCAUUCGAUGCUUGGAGACUCCAGGCUUUCUCCAUGGGCUAAAGCUCAGGGUGGCUUGUUGCGAUAACAAAAAUGAUAGCGAGCUUGGUCGAUUCGAUGCCUCGAUCAUCUGGGUAUUUUCCACCCUCUUCCCCUCCUCUUUGAUCACUUUGUUUCUCAAAUUUUGUAUUUUCAUCGUGCAUUACUUGUCCUAGGGAAGGAAUUCUCCAUUUAUCGUAUCAUGGCCGCAAUAGACGACAAAGAUGUUGAGAUGACCGGCUAUGGUGUGGUGGAGCUGAAUGGUGAGGUCUCAAGCGGCGAUAGCAGAGAUGGUGGAAACAGAGAUGAUCAAGAAAUGGCAUACUAUGGCAAGAAGCAACAACUCAAAAGAAAUUUUGGGUUCUUAUCCAUCGCUGGAUUUGUUUGCAGUUUAUUGUCUACAUGGGAGGGCAUGUUUGCUGUCUUCCUUUUUGGCUUUCAAAAUGGAGGUCCGGCUGGUCUGGUUUAUGGUUAUAUUUUCUGCUGGAUUGGAACAUUGGCAACCGUAGCCUCAUUAGCAGAAAUGGCUUCAAUGAUGCCACUAUCAGGUGGUCAAUAUCAUUGGGUUUCAAUUCUAGCCCCAGCUAGAUGGGCAAAAUUCCUCAGUUAUAUAACAGGAUGGCUCACUGUCAUCGGUUGGCAAGCCGGCCAAGCCAGCGUAGCAUUCAUUGCAGCCUCAAUGAUCCAAGGAAUUGCUAUUCAGAAUUAUCCUAACUACGUGCCCACCAGAUGGCAAGGAACGCUUAUCUUUUACGCCGUAAUAGCUUUUAUUGUCUUUAUCAACACAUUCCUAGCUCGCUGGCUCCCUAAAAUCGAAGGACUGAUUCUCUGCCUCCACAUCAUGGGGUUCUUCGGUAUCUUGAUCCCGCUGGUAUACUUGGCUCCGCAUGGAACUGCUUCAGAUGUGUUUGCGACCUUCAUUAACGGUGGAGGCUGGGCGACCGAUGGUACUUCGUUCUUUGUAGGACUUAUUACUAGUGUUUUCUCUUUCCUCGGAGCAGAUUCUGCUUGCCAUAUGUCCGAAGAAAUCCACAAUGCCUCAACAGUCGUACCGAGGGUAAUGCUAACCUCCAUAAUGCUCAACGGAGUAAUGGGCUUCGCACUUUUAAUUACCCUCCUUUUCUGCCUGGGCGACGUCAACUCAGCUCUUCAAAGUCCCACUGGCUUCCCAUUCAUCGAAGUCUUCGUCCAAGCCACGAACAGUAACGGAGGAGCAACUGCCAUGACUGCCAUAAUCAUUGUUCUCAUGGGCGCAGCGGCGAUUGGAAUCAUGGCCACAGCGUCUAGACUCUUGUGGUCUUUUGCAAGAGACAACGGUGUGCCGGGUAGUAAAUAUAUUAGCAGGGUCCACACCGGCACCGCCCUCCCCCUCUACUCCAUCCUCGUCUCAACCAUAAUCUCCCUUCUCCUCGCCCUCAUAAACAUCGGAUCCACGGCAGCCUUCAACGCAAUAAUGUCCGUCAACGUAGCAGCCUUCUUCGUCUCCUACAUAAUACCCAUCUCCCUCCUCUUGCACAAACGUCUAAGAAAGGAUCCCGUCAAAGACAAUAUCCACUGGGGACCAUGGCACAUGGGCUCCGUCCUCGGCCCCAUCGUCAACAUAACCGGCCUAAUCUACACCCUCAUAACCCUCUUCUUCAGUUUCUGGCCCUCGACCGCCGUCGUGACGCCCGUGACCAUGAACUGGAGCUGUCUGCUCUUCGGCGGGUCAUUGAUUUUCAGUGUGGUGUUCUAUAUGGUGUGGGGGAAACAUAGUUAUAAAUGGCCGAUUGUGGAUCCGGGGCGGAGGAGUCUGUGAAUAGAGAAGGGGAGCAGGAGGGGGGGCUGAGUAGAUAGAUAGAUG